UGGUGCACGCGGUUGGAUAGUGGGGGCGGAUCUGACAGAUUGGGCACUGCCUUGACAGAUUUAAUUUCAGAUUCACGUGGAUUUGAACAAGGCAUAAUUUUCCCUUGUGUACUUAUAUUUGUGUGAGUGUUCUCUAUUGUCUGUGACCUCAAUUAAACUAGUUUCUAAGGUCUACGAAACAGUUUGAAGUGCAAAAGUGAUAUAUUAGUGACCGUGUAUUUCAGGAACGUUUUGUAACUUAUACUUUAUCAACUCCUGUUCCUUCGUGCUUUCAGUGAAGGACAGGUCAGGCUGGUUCGACGCGUAGGAUUUUGACAUUUGACUACAUGUGAGAGGGUACAGUGUACUACUGAUGACGUUGGUGCCUCUCACGUGUUGAACAGCCAAUCAGAGUGCGGGAAACAUUAACGCAUGUUUGAACACGAGGGAGCAUUUGAAUAAAGGUAGUUGGUGUAUUAGGAAGUUUCCAGCCCGCCCUGUUAACAUUGUAAAAACAAUAUUGCUUGUGAGGUUGGCGUGUUAUGUUUUUUAUGUGAACAUAUGGACUCUUGGAAGAGUGAUAUUUAGUUGGUACUGUUUUUUGAGACUUUGCUGGAAUUAUCCGUGUGCAACAGCAGUGUAUUGAACCGAGUGUUUUGCGGAAGUUUCUAUUGUGCUUUGUGAUUUGAAAUGAGUUAAUAUUCCUGUCGCCUGCACAAUACAAGAUUUUUUUGAAAGAUCAUCUUUAUAUGCCUUCUGUUAACAUAAGGUGUCACCUCAUCGCUGAGGUGGCGUGAAGGUGAGGCGAGGGUAUAGGCCCCUGCGUGGCGGCAAACCCGUCAGACACAUCCGCCAUCAACAUGCACCAACAGAUGGCUGCCAUGAACACGAUGAACAAAAUGGGACCACAAGGGGAUUGGUCGCCGGGGGGCGCCACGCAGCAACAGCUGUCUGUGGUGACCACCGUGUGGGGAGUGACUACGUCGACGCAGUCCGGUCCCCACAACAACUUCCCGGGUAGCGGGGGCACCGUGGCUGCAGGGGGUGGGGGUUACGCUCAACAAGGAGCUCCAAACAAACAAGGCACUCCGUUUACUGGCGCUGGAUACCGACAGUCCGUCCCGCCGGGCGGCGUCGGUGGAGGGUAUGGAGGACCUCAGUCCACUGUCGGGGGGAUGAACACUGGGGGAGGCGGAACCGGAGGGGGCCCGGGCAACCCGGGGGUGCAAGAGGGUGGUGGACCUCAACAAUACCACCCCUCCCCUUCGGCAUUAAGCGCUGCUGCUAUG
Messenger RNA from Zootermopsis nevadensis, 1268 nucleotides. Lineage: Eukaryota; Metazoa; Arthropoda; Insecta; Blattodea; Termopsidae. The record is from RefSeq and is a predicted model, not a curated record.